Molecule: messenger RNA, 2524 nt
Organism: Leptidea sinapis
Lineage: Eukaryota; Metazoa; Arthropoda; Insecta; Lepidoptera; Pieridae
Product: ATP-dependent RNA helicase DDX42
Exons: 16
Coding region: 246-2495 (749 amino acids)
Molecular function (GO): ATP binding; RNA binding; RNA helicase activity
Source: RefSeq, a predicted model, not a curated record
CACAGACCCAAACUCAAGUCAAUAAUAUAAAAUAUGGGAUCAUAGUUACUAGCAUCUUAUCAUAAUGUAAUUUAAUUAAGUAAAGAUUGUACAACCUCAAAGACUGUGUAGAACAAUUGAACUACUUCUAUUCCCCAAUAAAAAGUGACGCUGACGUGACAGCUGCGCCAAGAACUCCGUCUGGGGCCGAUUCCUGAGUUUAAGUGUUAUGCUUUAUAAAAAAGGUGUUCUAUCUAAUUACCAAAAUGAGUUAUAAUUCGGGUGGGAGCAGCGGCAAAGGACUUGGAUUCGCUGGGUUUACGAUGCCAAAACGAAAUCCUUCCAAUAUUUCUUUACAUGCUGUACCACCUCCGACGGCUAUGAACGCUGUACCACCUCCGAAUUCAGGGUUGUCGAAGCAGGGGUAUUCAACAAUGAAUGCCAUAACCCAAAAUGCUGUAACUGGCUUUACAUUAGGAAAGAAACGCGCAAAAACAGAAGAUGAAUAUUUUGAUGAUGAUGAUGAGCCACCCACACCAGCACUUGCAUACAUUCCUGCACCUGGCAGCCCUACAUAUAACAUGAUGAAUUCUAGGAAUGAAGAAGAAGAAGAAGAUCCUCUAGAUGCAUAUAUGGCAGGUCUUGAACAGCAGGCUGCUAAGGAUUUAAAGACCAGCAAAGAGAAUGAAGCCAGUGGUAAGGAGGACAGUGGCAGAGGGACAAGAGGGGACAUUGAUGAAAUGGAUGAUGAAGAGAGCUACUAUAAAUAUAUGGAGGAUAAUCCAUUGACUGCAGCUGAUGAUGGUUCAGAUGUAGAAAUCGAGUAUGAUGAAGAUGGCAACCCUCUACCUCCACCAAAGAAAAAGUUUAUUGAUCCACUACCACCAAUCGACCAUUCUGAAAUAGAGUAUGAACCAUUUGAGAAAAACUUCUACACCCCUCAUGAGGAAAUUGAAAAGUUAACACAUGUGCAAGUUGAAGAAUUAAAAAAGAAUUUAGGUGUUAAGAUAACGGGGCCAGAACCACCAAAACCAGUGAGCAGCUUUGCUCACUUGUGUUUUGAUGAACAACUGAUGAAGGCAAUACGUCGCUCAGAGUACACACAGCCUACUCCCGUGCAGGCUGCAGGCAUCCCAGCAGCACUGUCUGGAAGAGACAUAAUUGGUAUUGCACGGACUGGGUCUGGUAAGACGGCAGCAUUCAUCUGGCCACUCCUCAUCCACAUCAUGGACCAGAAGGAAAUAUCUCCAGGGGAUGGGCCCAUUGGUCUCAUCUUAGCGCCAACAAGAGAACUCGCACAACAGAUAUACAUGGAGACGAAGAGAUUCGGCAAAGUGUACAACAUUAGAUGUGUGUGUUGCUACGGGGGUGGCUCUAAGUGGGAACAGACCAAAGCAUUAGAGGGUGGUGCAGAGAUAAUAGUGGGGACUCCUGGCAGAGUCAUCGACUUGAUCAAAUGUAAAGCCACCAACUUGAAGAGAGUUACCUACCUGGUCCUUGAUGAGGCUGAUAGAAUGUUUGAUAUGGGCUUUGAGCCCCAAGUUCGAUCAAUAUGCAACCACGUGAGGCCAGACCGACAAGCGCUGCUGUUCUCUGCGACGUUUCCGCGCCGCGUGGAGAAGCUGGCCCGUGAUGCCUUGCACGACCCCGUGCGAGUGCAGCACGGGGCCGCGGGUGAGGCGAGCCAGCUGGUGACACAGCACGUCAGGAUAUUCAACAAGCCGGAAGAAAAAUGGUCGUGGCUGUUACAGAACUUGGUCGAGUUUCUUUCUGCGGGAAGUGUUCUCAUAUUUGUAACCAAAAAGCUCGAGGCUGAACAGACGGCAGCGAAUCUUGGCGUACAACAAUACGACGCUCUGUUAUUGCACGGUGACAUGGAUCAAGCUGACAGGAACCAGGUGAUCACUUCCUUCAAGCGACAAGAACAUAAUAUACUCGUCGCAACUGAUGUUGCAGCUCGCGGGCUGGACAUUCCUCACAUUCGCACCGUCAUCAACUACACGCUCGCGCGAGACAUUGACACGCACACGCACCGCAUCGGCCGCACGGGCCGCGCCGGCGUGCCCGGAGACGCGCACACUCUCCUCUCCAGGGACAAGGACAAGGAGUUCGCCGGACAUUUGGUGCGCAACCUGGAGGGAGCGCAGCAGGAAGUACCAGAGGAUCUGAUGCACUUGGCGAUGCAGUCCUCGUGGUUCCGCAAGUCCAGGUUCAAGAAAAGCAAGGGGAAGAACCUUAAUGUUGGUGGUUGCGGUCUUGGGUAUAAGGAGCGACCAGGUUUACCUAACGUGAGCGAGGAGCCGCUCGUAAGCGCGCCGAGCGGGCCAGCCACGGAUCGACUCGCCACGCUCAAACAGGCCUUCCGGUCGCAGUAUGACAAGUUUACAGCAUCCUCGGACCACUCAUGGGAGCAAACGAGACCUGCCCUUCAGCCCGGGGUGAACGCGCCCGCCGCAGAGCUAGACAAUCCACCGGAAAGAGUACGAAAGAGUGGCAAGAAAAGUCGUUGGGAGUAGAAUAAGCAAAUAAAUUUAUGUAAAAUUUA